Messenger RNA from Solanum dulcamara, 1761 nucleotides. RefSeq names its product myb family transcription factor IPN2-like. The record is from RefSeq and is a predicted model, not a curated record. NCBI's taxonomy places the organism in Eukaryota, Viridiplantae, Streptophyta, Magnoliopsida, Solanales, Solanaceae. The transcript has 8 exons. Gene Ontology annotation, molecular function: DNA-binding transcription factor activity; DNA binding. Bases 205 to 1338 code for a protein of 377 amino acids.
GGACUUUAUCUUUAUUUAAUUGGAGGGUUUGUCACUUUUUUUCCCCACUAUUUGAGAGAGAAAAGGUGCAUGUUCUCUUCUUCAAAUUAAAACCAACCUAUUCUAUUUGCAUAUAGCAUUUGUUCUUGAAUCUCUUUAGCAUAGUAUUCGAUUAAGAAGAAGAGAGAAAGAGAGAAAGAAAUAAAAAAGAGAGACAGAGAGAGAAUGUUCCAUGCGAAGAAACCUUCAAGUAUGACUUCUCAUGAUAGACCCAUGUGUGUUCAAGGAGACUCCGGUCUCGUUCUCACUACUGAUCCUAAACCUCGUCUUCGUUGGACCGUUGAGCUUCAUGAACGUUUUGUUGAUGCUGUUACUCAGUUAGGUGGACCUGAUAAGGCAACACCUAAGACUAUUAUGAGAGUUAUGGGUGUUAAGGGUUUAACCCUUUACCAUCUCAAGAGCCAUCUUCAGAAAUUUAGACUGGGAAAACAGCCUCACAAAGAAUUCAAUGAUCACUCGGUGAAGGAUGGCGAUAGAGCUACAAGUUUAGAACUGCAAAGAAAUUCAGCAUCCUCAUCUGGAAUGAUUGGACGUAAUAUGAAUGAGAUGCAAAUGGAGGUGCAGAGAAGGCUACAUGAACAACUGGAGGUACAAAGACACCUCCAGUUGAGGAUUGAGGCACAGGGAAAGUACAUGCAGACUAUAUUGGAGAAAGCUUGUCAAACAUUGGGGGGUGAAGAGAAUAUGGCAUUACCAUCAAGAACCUUUAAAGGCAAUAUUGGAAAUCAUCAAGGAGGAAUAAUACCGGACAUUUCAGCUGCCUUUAAAGAAUUUGGAACUCCUCCUCUAAGUUUCUCAUCAUUCCAGGAUUUGAAUAUUUGUGGAGAACAGCUCGACCUUCAUGCUCAAAGUAGCAUGGGUGAACGAUCCUCAUCCUUCGACGGAUUCAUGAACCUCAGCAAUAGUACUACUGAUCAUAACUUGUCUCUUGGAAAGAAGAGGUCUAGCCCUUACAAUAAUAAUAGCAAUGGAAAGAGCCCUUUUAUGUGGUCCGACGAUUUUCGUCUACAUGAAUUAGGCGGAGGAGCAACAGGAGGAGCGUCAUGUUUAGGUCCUAAUAAUGAAGAGGAGCACCAGAUUAUGAAUCCCGAGCUUGAUUCAGUGUCUGACAUUUAUCAUGAGUCAAAGCCAAUGCUACAGGACGAAAAGAAAUUUGACGCAAAGCUGGAGAGGCCCUCCCCGAGAAGAGCGGCACAGAUUUCUAGUUUGAGUGCCCAAGCUGGACGAAACUCUGUUUUCGGUGAAUUGCUAAGUUGGCAAUAUGGAAAAGUCACAGAUGGUGGAGAGAGGCGGGAGUGAAAAGGUAACUACUUAAAGAGACUAGGCGCGCGCGAGAGGCAAAGUAUUGAAGGUGAAGACAACACACUCAUCAUGCGUAAUCCGAAGAUCGAUGAAGCUUCUUUGUACUAUAGCUUUUUGUAGGACCAAAAUAUAUAUAUCUAACCACCAAAAAGGGAUAUGCCACAUGAAGGGUUACUGUGACAUCAAAGUUUGCAUGCAUGCAUGGCUCCAUUUUUCAUGACUUACUUUUCCUAUAAUCAUGUUAUUGAAAGUGCCAAAGGGGGUGAAUUGAAUGCAUGGCUCCAUUUUUCAUGACUAACUUUUCCUAUAAUCAUGUUAUUGAAAGUGUAAAGGGGGGUGAAUUGAACUCUUUCUUUUUCCAAGAUUAACUAUAUUCAGUAGUCGACUGCUAAUAUAUGCCGUAAUAAAACCUCUAACACA